UUUUUUUUAAUCGUUCAUGUGUAUGUCCUCUGUUGGUUUUUAAUCGCGUCUGACCCUUAGCUGCUCCUGCAGCUGAGAGCAGAAUGUAGGCCAUGCUCCUCUGGCCGUUAUUUUGCGUAUGUUACGUCUGACGUCAGCGCGUCUGCUGGCCGAAUGUUUACAUCCAGCAGUGCUUCUGUUCUUCUGACUGGAUCUUCACAACAACAAACGGCUGAACACAAGGAAUCCCGCUAAGACAGAGCAUAUCAGUCGGCAUUUUCCCAAGUCAACAUGGGGGGAGCUGUAAGUGCUGGUGAGGACAAUGACGACUUGAUUGACAACCUGAAGGAGGCGUACUACAUCCGCUCAGACCUGGUGGAGCGGGCUUUCCGAGCUAUCGACCGGGCUGACUAUUACCUGGAUGAAUACCGGGACAAUGCUUACAAGGACUUGGCUUGGCGGCAUGGAAACAUCCACCUAUCUGCUCCGUGUAUCUACUCUGAGGUGAUGGAGGCUUUGGAUCUCCACCCUUGCCUCUCCUUCCUCAACCUCGGGAGUGGGACUGGCUACCUCAGCACCAUGGUCGGCCUCAUAUUGGGACCAUUUGGAGUGAAUCAUGGGAUAGAGUUACAUGCAGAUGUGAUUGAGUAUGCUUAUCAGAAGCUCGACUCCUUCAUCAAAACCAGCGACAGCUUCGACAAAUUUGAAUUCUGUGAGCCAUCCUUUGUUGUGGGUAACUGCCUGGAGAUUCCUCUAGAGAGCCGCCAGUAUGACAGGGUGUACUGCGGGGCCGGGGUGCAGAAGGAGCAUGAGGAUUACAUGAAGAGUCUGCUCAAGGUGGGGGGCAUCCUGGUGAUGCCUCUCGAGGAAAAGUUGACCAAGAUCACGCGCACGGGCCUGAACAGCUGGGAGACCAAAAAGAUCAUUUCUGUGUCCUUUGCUCCUCUGGUGCUCCCUAAACACAUCACGAAUGGCAAACCCAAGACUGUCCCACUACCCAAGUAUGAGGUCCGGACGUUACAGGAGCUGGCCCGUAUCUGCAUCCGCCACACCCUCCGAGUGACCACCGACGGAGGAGACAGCCAAUCGCGCGGCCGCGGUUCCUCGUUCAGCGUAGGCAGGGGCCUGGCGGUGGCCGGCCUCCAUAAAUACGGCCCUCGCUUCAAGCGCAGGCGCGUCCACCGGCGCCACUGCAACGCCCUGGUCCUGGCCACGCGUCAGGUGGUGGCCAGCAGUGGCUUCGGCCCUGCUCCCCCGGACAGCAACAACAACCAGGGAGGAAGAGCGGAGGAUGAGGAGGAGGAUGCGGCGGCGGGAGAGAGGGAGACGAGGCGGCAGAUGAGAGGGAGCAGGAGGGCGGGGAGAGGAGCAGGAGGGACGACUGCGGCGGUGGUGGAGGAGGAUGAGACGGUGGAGGAAGAAGACGAAGAUGAAGAGCAUGAGGAGGAAGAGGAAAAGGAGACCGGGGAGCUGCUCCGACCCCAGCCGGCCGUCAACGUCCUCAGAGAGAGGAUACUGGGCCUGCCGCUGCCUGAGCCACUGAAGAUGUACCUGCUGUACUACAGAGAGAAAUGAGCCACGGCUGCGUUCUGAGUCAGAGCUUGGAGCUGAGUGCAAUGACUCAGCAGGCUGAAGUCUCUGUUACAACCCCGACACCACCUGUACAAGGCAGGACUAGGGCUGGGUACCGAAUUCAAUACUUGUUAGCCACCAACCGAAUUGCCUCUGUAGUAUCGAAAAAUGCCUCGUCAUUCAAUACCAAAUUUCAAUACUUAAGGAAAAAAUCUCAUCGGCAUCAGUGAGCCAAUAAGCAUGCAGGAUUGUUCCACUUACAUCUAAUAAUGCUGCUGAUUGGCUGUUUAACGUUACACGUCGUGAGGCAUGCGGGAAAAACUCUGUUACGCACAGAGACGGGGCUCACGUAGUAGGAGCUGAAAAAGUAAUAAAAAGAUUUGUGCUGCAAUGUCGCAAUUUAUUUUUGUUAAAAUGGAUUUUUAUGAAAUUGGAAUCAAAAACAGUUUUGCCCGGGAACCGGUACUGAAGUCACGGUAAUGGUAUUGGUACCGAUAUUGAAGAUUUUUGAAUGAUACCCAGCCCUAGGCAGGACAACAUGCCACCUACCUUACUGGGGGGAGGAGGGGGGGAGGGGGACCUCUUUCUCUCUCACCUGCUCUUGUCUUCUCCUUCAUCCAUUCUCUUUCCAACUCCCUCUUUUUGCCUGGCUCCCACUGUUCUUUACUGACUCAUUUCCUGACACUAUAAAAGAGUCAGUUCAAUUCAUCCAGUGGAGGUGGAGGGGACAUUGGGGGUCAAUUUUUCAGACAACCAAACAGUCACUGAUGGAAGCUCUGUGUCUCCAUUGAGAUGCAAAGAAAUUUAAUUAGAUUUAAAUACGUAAAGCAUACACAGAUAAUGGAUUUGCUCUGCAUCUCUGUAUAUCCAACGUGCCAAUCAAGCCUUGCCUAACAGCUUAGCAGUGGCCUGAGUAUCUACAGCGGGUAAAAGGUGAUUUGGCGGUGCUGAAAAAAGAGACCCGUCAUUGUUUAGGCUACAGUACAGAGUUCAGAGCAACUGGCAGAGAGGGCAGCUUACCCAGAGACCAGAAGACAUAGGACUGUCCCAGCUCUUUUCUGUCCACCACUUGCAGCUGUGCUACGAGUUAGAGAUUAUACAUUGAUUGUACGAGUCGCUCCGCAAACGGUGGAUCUAAGAGGGAUGGUCUACUUCUAGAAAGGAAGACAGAUUGGGCCCAAAGGUCAACUUUAUUAGGAAAGAAAAUGCAUUCAAAGAGAGAUUUCUCUUUCUCUCUUUUCUUAUAUUGUAGCUAGAGCUAGUGACCAAGAUGGUGUGAUGGUUGCCAUUUAUUUCCACUAAUUUUCAAAUAAAAGGGGGAACUUUGUCUUGAACCCUUACUCCAUAUAAAUACUUUAUCUUUUCCAAGGCUUGAUUGUACGAUUAAAAGUCCAUACUUGUCUAACUGUCCUGAAUCCUUACAUGUGUCUCCAAAGGACCGUCUCUGUGUUUUCUCUACAUCCCAUCAGAUUCUAACAGAAAGAAUGACCAUAAAAGUUCACAUACUUACUAUUAUUCCAAUUUACAUAAAUAAACCAGCAUGAUUAAACACAUAACUAAUGAUUUAGAUGAGUGACAGGGCGCAGGUGUUUCUUUCACUAUCAAUGGUUGUUUUUGUUUUGGGUGCGUGCGGGUUCUUUUAAAUUUUGAGACUUGAAGUGGUGUGUACAUAUGCAAUUAUACGUUUUGUGAAUCAUAAACACGAAGAUACUUUGAAAAGUAAAAGGAGUAUCUUUUAUCA
Messenger RNA from Etheostoma cragini (Arkansas darter), 3292 nucleotides. Its product is annotated as protein-L-isoaspartate O-methyltransferase domain-containing protein 2. Gene Ontology annotation, molecular function: protein-L-isoaspartate (D-aspartate) O-methyltransferase activity. Gene Ontology annotation, biological process: protein modification process. Lineage: Eukaryota; Metazoa; Chordata; Actinopteri; Perciformes; Percidae. The transcript is spliced from 7 exons. Bases 271 to 1554 code for a protein of 427 amino acids. The record is from RefSeq and is a predicted model, not a curated record. Gene Ontology annotation, cellular component: cytoplasm.